Trichoderma harzianum CBS 226.95 is the source of this 282-nucleotide messenger RNA. RefSeq lists its product as hypothetical. The annotation marks the transcript as partial. The record is from RefSeq and is a predicted model, not a curated record. The transcript has a single exon. Lineage: Eukaryota; Fungi; Ascomycota; Sordariomycetes; Hypocreales; Hypocreaceae.
GCUUCCAAGGCCGCCGCUGCCCAGCAGCACCAGGCCCAGCAGGAUGCUGCCGUUGCCCAGGCCCUCGAGAUUGCCAGGGAAAGCCCCGAUGGUGCUUCAGAUCCCACCGUCAGCAAGAUCUUGGAGUUGGCUCUGUCACAGAUCUGGGGCAAGGUCCAGGCCCAGCCCGACUCCUAUGUCAUGACCCGCGAUGAGUUUGCCGUCUUCAACUUCUUCCAGCACCGCUUCCAGGGCGACAAGACAGCCGUCAAGGCGCGCAAGCGAUACUGGGAUCACACCAGG